Messenger RNA from Toxoplasma gondii ME49, 369 nucleotides. RefSeq lists its product as hypothetical. The record is from RefSeq and is a predicted model, not a curated record. Bases 1 to 369 code for a protein of 122 amino acids. The transcript has 2 exons. NCBI's taxonomy places the organism in Eukaryota, Apicomplexa, Conoidasida, Eucoccidiorida, Sarcocystidae.
AUGAAGAGAGGAAGGAAGAGAACGAGAAGGACCAGAAGAAGGAGAGCGAGAACAAGGCCGAGCACAAAAGGAAAGAGGUCUUCGUUCUCGAACGGGGGUCGGCAAGGGGAAGAGGCACCAGUGUUUCCUCGCGGCUCGAAGUUGGGCUGUCCGUACCCUCUCGGAACGCGGUUUGCGCAGGCGCACCUGCACACCCGCGAGUUUCUUCUGCGCUAUUCUCUGCAUUUUCGCGCUUCCGCCAAAGAAAGUGGACAAGAGGCGGUUCUCGGAACGAAGACAAGUCGUCGCACGGGACGGCGCAGUGGCCGAGGCCGCCAAGAGCGCGAAUUCGCGGAGAGACGGACAGACAGAUGUCGCCUGAGACAGUGA